Molecule: messenger RNA, 1264 nt
Organism: Mobula hypostoma (lesser devil ray)
Lineage: Eukaryota; Metazoa; Chordata; Chondrichthyes; Myliobatiformes; Myliobatidae
Product: red-sensitive opsin-like
Exons: 6
Coding region: 4-1101 (365 amino acids)
Biological process (GO): cellular response to light stimulus; visual perception; phototransduction
Cellular component (GO): photoreceptor outer segment; plasma membrane
Molecular function (GO): G protein-coupled photoreceptor activity
Source: RefSeq, a predicted model, not a curated record
GAGAUGACAGAAUCCUGGAACGCGGUGGGGUACGCGGCACGGCGGAGAUAUGAGGAGGAGGAGACCACGCGGGGCAGCGUUUUCAUCUACACUAACACCAAUUCCACCAGGGGCCCAUUUGAGGGCCCCAACUACCACAUAGCCCCCCGCUGGGCUUACGACCUGACCAGCUUCUGGAUGGUGCUGGUGGUCAUUGCCUCGGUCUUCACCAAUGGCCUGGUGCUGGUCUCCACCUGGAAGUUCAAGAAGCUACGACACCCACUCAACUGGAUCCUGGUGAACAUGGCGGUGGCUGACCUCGGCGAGACCCUCUUUGCCAGCACCAUCAGCAUCUGCAACCAGAUCUUCGGAUACUUCAUCCUCGGCCACCCCAUGUGCAUCUUCGAGGGCUUCACUGUCUCUGUCUGCGGUAUUACAGCUCUCUGGUCACUGACCGUCAUUGCAUGGGAGCGCUGGGUGGUCGUCUGCAAACCAUUUGGGAACAUCAAGUUUGACGAGAAGUGGGCCUCUGCUGGCAUCAUCUUCUCCUGGGCAUGGUCCACUAUCUGGUGUCUUCCUCCUAUUUUCGGAUGGAGCAGAUACUGGCCUCAUGGGCUGAAGACCUCGUGCGGACCAGACGUAUUCAGCGGGAGCACAGACCCCGGGGUCAAGUCCUACAUGAUCACCCUGACCAUCACCUGUGCUAUCCUCCCCCUCUUGGUCAUCAUUAUCUGCUACCUGCAAGUCUGGAUGGCCAUUCGAUCGGUGGCCAUGCAGCAAAAGGAAUCGGAGACCACACAGAAGGCUGAGAAGGAGGUGUCACGGAUGGUUGUGGUGAUGAUUCUUGCUUUUUGCUUCUGCUGGGGGCCCUACACUUUCUUUGCGCUCUUUGCCUCCCUGAACCCUGGCUAUGCUUUCCACCCUCUGGCAGCUGCUCUCCCUGCUUAUUUUGCAAAGAGCUCCACGAUCUACAACCCCAUUAUUUACAUCUUCAUGAACAGACAGUUCCGGAACUGUAUAUUGCAACUCCUUGGGAAGAAGGUGGACGACGGUUCUGAGCUCUCCUCAGCAUCCAAAACAGAGGUGUCAUCGGUUUCAAAUUCCUCGGUUUCCCCAGCCUGAUUUGAGUAUCACAGCUCGGGCGGGUCGGAGGUAUGUUCCCAGGAGAACACUUCCACCGUUCCCACUCUGCAUCUCCCACUUGACCGAUUUCUGACAUUGGACAACAGGGCAGGUCCUCGAUGUUGGAUCCUGAUACUUUAGCGAUCCAAAGGUUCUUCGGAAG